AUGUUUCAAAAUAAACUUUCAGGGCGAAUCCCACCUUCAAUUGGUAACAUUACUCGAUUGAGCUAUCUUGAUUUGAAUGGAAAUGAUUUCCAUGGAAGCAUACCAUCGAGUUUGGGAAAUUGGGGAUUUAUGGAAGAAUUGUCCAUUUCUCAAAACAAACUCAAUGGUACCAUACUCAAACAAGUUGGCGCAGCUCAAAUCGACCUGUCUCGUAAUUCAUUCACGGGGUCUCUCCUGCUGGAAGUUGAUAACUUAGAAAAUAUUUGGUUAAUAGACGUCUCAGAGAACAAACUCUCAGGUGAAAUUCCAGAUACGUUGGGAAAGUGUCAAAGCAUGGAGUUGCUUUAUAUGAAUGGCAACUUGUUUCAAGGAACCAUUCCAGAGUCUCUAAGGAAUUUAAAAGGUAUCCAAGAGAUAGAUCUUUCGCGCAAUAACUUGUCUGGGCAGAUUCCAAAAUAUUUUGAAGAAUUUCAUUUCUUAGAGUAUUUGAAUUUGUCAUUCAAUAAUUUCGAGGGUGAAGUGCCCAAAGGAGGGAUCUUUAGAAAUGCCAGCACAAUUUCAGUUGUCGGAAAUAGCAAACUCUGUGGAGGUAUCUCGGAACUACAAUUGCGGCCGUGCCUUAAGCAAGCUUCUAAGAAACGAGGAAAGCCCUUUUCUCCCAGAAUCAAAAUCACAGUUAUUAUUGUGGUGGUUUCAUCGGUAAUUCUCUUGUCGUGUAUCUUUGUCACUCUUUAUUGGAGAAGAAAUUCUCCAAAGAAAGCUUCUUCUCCAUCUUCCACACAGAAUCAGUGGCUACAAGUUUCUUAUGCGGAUCUCCUUCAAGCAACAGAUGGGUUUUCUUCAGCUAAUUUAAUUGGUGUGGGAAGUUUUGGUUCUGUAUAUAAAGGAAUUCUAGAAUGCUUUGAAACACUUGUUGCAGUGAAGGUACUCAACCUCAUGCAGCAAGGAGCUUUAAAGAGUUUUGCAGCUGAAUGCGAAGCUUUAAGAAACAUCCGACAUCGAAAUCUUGUCAAGAUCUUAACGGUUUGCUCGGGCAUUGAUUUUAAUGGCAAUGAUUUCAAAGCUCUAGUGUUUGAGUACAUGCCUAAUGGUAGUCUGGAGGAGUGGUUGCAUCCAAAUGUAGAUGAACAACCUCAAUUGAGGAAUUUGAAUCUUACACAAAGGCUGAAUAUAGCCAUUGAUGUGGCUUUGGCAUUAGAUUAUCUUCAUCAUCAUUACCAGACACCAAUUGUUCAUCGGGACCUAAAACCAAGCAAUAUUCUUCUUGAUGAUGAGAUGGUUGCCCAUGUGGGUGACUUUGGUUUAACAAAGUUCCUCUCUGAAGCUGCAGAAGGUUUCUCCCAAAAUCAAACUACCACAUCUGGGAUUAAGGGAUCGAUUGGGUAUAUUCCUCCAGAGUGUGGGAUGGGCGGUAAGGCGUCCACACAUGGAGAUGUAUACAGUUAUGGGAUCCUUCUACUCGAGAUGAUCACUAGAAAGCGACCAACUGAUGACAUGUUUAAGGACAAUCAGAGCCUUCAUCACUUUGUAAAGUCGGCUUUUCCUGAACAAGUAAUGGAGAUUAUAGAUCCAAGACUCCUCUUAGAAGAUGCUGAAGCAAUUCAAGACAGUGAAAAUCGUAACAAUUUGAGAAAUAGAACGCAUGAUUGCUUGGUUUCAUUGGCCAGCAUUGGUGUAUCGUGUUCUACAGAAUCGCCAAAGGAACGAAUGAAGAUGAGAGACGUUGUCAUGGAAAUGCAUGCAAUUAGAGACUUAUAUCUAGAGGUUGGGAUUCAUCGACAAAGACAAAAUAGGCCCCUAUUGUUAGGUGAGGGUUCAUCUUACCUCAGUAACUACUAAUAUUAGAUUAGUAGUUAAAUUGAAGAAGAUUCCGACAUAAAAUAAAAUUGUUUGAUAUUUUUCUUAAGAAGCUCUAGAUAUAUAUUGUUUAGUGUUUGAAUCUAAGGGGAAGAUGUUUUCUUCUUUUUAUUCUUUUCUCUCUCUUUUUUUUUUUCUUUUAUAUAUCUUGUUUUAGACAAAGGGUGAUUGUAUUAGAAAUAUAAUAAGAGAAAAUGUUUAUCAGAAUAAAGAGAAUAUUGGGUACUAAGAUACUGAAUCCUCAUAAAAUUUUAUAUAGCCUAUUUCAAACAUACCAUUAUAAUCU
Molecule: messenger RNA, 2143 nt
Organism: Magnolia sinica
Lineage: Eukaryota; Viridiplantae; Streptophyta; Magnoliopsida; Magnoliales; Magnoliaceae
Product: probable LRR receptor-like serine/threonine-protein kinase At3g47570
Exons: 2
Coding region: 1-1839 (612 amino acids)
Biological process (GO): protein phosphorylation
Molecular function (GO): protein binding; protein kinase activity; ATP binding
Source: RefSeq, a predicted model, not a curated record